Trichoderma citrinoviride is the source of this 792-nucleotide messenger RNA. RefSeq lists its product as hypothetical. Bases 1 to 792 code for a protein of 263 amino acids. Lineage: Eukaryota; Fungi; Ascomycota; Sordariomycetes; Hypocreales; Hypocreaceae. The record is from RefSeq and is a predicted model, not a curated record. Gene Ontology annotation, cellular component: 90S preribosome; nucleus. The transcript has 5 exons.
AUGUCAAACUCAAAGAAACGAGCCGCCGAAGAGGCGGCACCAGUGAAAAAAGCCAAGAAGAGAAAGGCAAAGCACGCCGUCGACGACGACAGCCUCGAUACUGAGCUCGGCGUCAACACUCUGUUUUCUAAGAUGGACGGCCAGCUGCUGGCGGACUAUCACGCACAGAAACUCGCGAGAUUCGGCACGGAUCUGAGCCCCGUAGAGCUUUCAGAUCUGGCCUUGUCAGGUGUCUACUGGAAUGGUUCAAUGCUGAUAUCAGGAUUUCUUGAUGUUGCAGCAUCUUCCAUAACAGACACCACUUCCUGGCAGGAAACCAGGUCGCUGGAAAAGCUGCCUGACUUCCUUGAGAAGUUCUCAGAGCACCCCGAGAGCUUGUCACGGCCGCAGAAGAAGAACGGCAUGCCUCAUACCAUUAUUGUUGCCGGCGCUGGUUUGAGAGCUGCAGAUCUGACAAGAGCUGUACGGAAAUUCUCAGGAAAAGACAAUCUGGUCGCCAAGCUGUUUGCGAAACACAUGAAAGUCGAAGAACAAGUUAAGCUACUGCAGAACAAGAAGAUUGGCAUCGGUGUCGGCACGCCAGCACGUCUGAUGGAGCUCAUUGACAACGGUUCAUUGUCCCUGGACAAGCUGCAGCGCCUGGUUGUUGAUGCCUCCCACAUCGACCAGAAGAAGAGAGGCAUCAUGGACAUGAAGGACACCAUGAUGCCGCUUGCAAAAUUCCUUGCGAGGAAGGAAUUCAAGGAUCGAUAUGCCGAUGAGAAGAAGCCGCUGGCGUUGCUUUUCUAUUGA